Molecule: messenger RNA, 1560 nt
Organism: Eutrema salsugineum
Lineage: Eukaryota; Viridiplantae; Streptophyta; Magnoliopsida; Brassicales; Brassicaceae
Exons: 4
Coding region: 220-1350 (376 amino acids)
Source: RefSeq, a predicted model, not a curated record
AAAUAUAUGCACAAAGAGUGAAUAAAGUUUGGAGCUUUGAUCGAAAAAAAUCGGUGCUUUAUUCUUACAGAGAUUGUUGUUGUGGGUCUGUUGUCUUAAUCAGUAACUGUUUCUUGUUUUUUUAUUGUUGUGGGGAUCGUCUGAUACAAUAAUUUCAAAGUUUCUUUAAUGUGUGUAUUGUUUUUUUGCAUCUGAUUGAAUCUAUACAUCGAUUAAGCUAUGGAUAUCAAUCGGAAAGCUCACCCGGAUUGCAAAUAUUCUGGAAACCCUUUCCAUGAAUGUGCUUCAGAUUGUUUAGAGAGGAUUGCUCAAGGCCGUGGAAAGAAGAAUUCAAAGAAGCAAGCUUCAAAGAACUUUAGCCUCCCGGGGAGUUUUGGUAAGAAAAAGACGGAAUCACAGCCACCGUCACCUCUGAACACAAGGCAGUAUCAGAACGGUACCGCCAAUUCGCCAAGGGCUCAUCAAUCAAGACCUUCACCAGUAGCUGUGAAGAAGACGGUGGCGAUUACAGAGGCGAACAAAUCUUUCCCGGCUUUAUCAUCUGACCUCAACGGUCAGCAUGAUUCUUUUAACUAUAAGCCGGAGAGGCCCUUGCAGAUGGUUCCUCUAUCCCCAAACAACAUGGCUGAUCGUAGCAAAACCGUAUCACCAAGAUCUCGAGAGCAUGAACAGAGUGGCAAGAAUAACACAGCCAGUGAGAUUAGUAUCUUCAAUGUCGUAAGCCCUCCAAGAUCAGACGCAAAUGAUGAUGAUGAUGAUGAAAACAAUGAUGAUGAGAACGGAGUAGAGCUUGACCUUCAAUCAGUAAUGUCGGACUCAUGUGUCUCGGUUGGAAAAUACCGUGUGAACUCUUGUGUCUCCACAAUCCUAAGGUCAAUCAUAGGCAAACACGGAGACAUAGCCGCAAACUGCAGGCUAGAAUCAGCAUCGAUGAGGUCAAGGUACCUAGAGUGCCUAUGCUCAUUGAUGCAAGAACUUGGAUCAACCCCGGUUGCGCAGAUGACCAAACUUAAAGUGAAAGAGAUGCUCGCGGUUAUCAAGGACUUGGAGUCUGUGAACAUUGAUGUUGGCUGGCUACGUUCGGUUCUUGAAGAGUUUGCUCAGUAUCAAGAAAACGCAGACACAGAGAAAGAGAGACAAGAAGUAUCGCUGAGGUCUAAGAAACAAGAAUUAGAGAAUGAGGAAGCAGAUUUGGCCGUGAUUGAAGAGGAAGUAAGGAAAGCGAGGUUGCGUGUCGAGAAGAUGAAGGCAGAGCUGACUGAGCUUGAGACAGAGCGGUCGCGGAUGGAGGAGAUGGGAUUUAAGGUUGAGAAAUUCAAAGGGAAGUCGUUUCUUGAUGAGCUUCUUUGAUGUUAAUAAGAGUAAUUAAACUCAAUACUUCACAGGUCUAAUGUUAAGUUAAAGUUAAAUAAGUUCUUAAAUAUUCAUCAAGUUGAAAGAUAACAUUACUGUUGCUAGUACCUAGUGGUUUAAUUUUCACCGAGUGUAUUAUUUUUUUGGUUUAAUUCUUUUGUAUCUGACUAUCUGUGAUAAUAAAUUACUUUGUACUAUUCAUUUCAA